AUGGAGAAUGCUUGGAACAACAUGAAAAACAAGAUUCAAGAAACAAGACCCAAUGAUAUCAACAACCUAAAUGAGGCACUGAAGAUGCUGUGGUGUAACACAGACCCCACUUAUUUCAGCAACUUUGUUGAAUCCAUGUCCAAAAAAUUUACUAACAAAUAUUAUUGCAAAUCACCUAAACAUUCCAGUGAGGAUGAGAUUGAGGAUGCAGUGGAUCCAGUCAACGAGUACCGUGAUGAGGAGACGAGCCCCAAGACAGGUGGAAAGGCUUCCCUGGGUGGCAGUGGCAUUGGUAGUAGAGGCAACUCCGCCCCAGUCAAGAAGUCGUCUAAACCCUCCAAGAUGGUGGACCUCGGGGCUGCAGCCACCUUCGGCAGAGACGGAAAUAGCACACAAUCGCCACAGACCACACCCUCAAAGACGAAGGCCCAAAACAAUGACCUCCUUGAUAACCUCUUUGGAAGCCAGGCAAGCAACGGGACCUCCAGCCCCUCCAAAACCUCACCAACUAGUGCAGAGGAUGACUUUGACCCAAGGGCGGGUGAGGCAGGAGGCGCAGAGAAACCAGACUUUGGAGACUUCAACUCAGCUUUUGGCAAUGCUACUGCACCAGCAAAUGGGAAUAGUGAUUUUGCUGACUUCUCAAACUUCAGUCAAACUACCCCAGAACCUCCAGGUGGCUCCUCCAAUGCCUCCCUGCUGAUGGGCAUCUCUGCCCCCACACCUGCUGCUGCCCCAGCUUCCUCUGCCACCUCCCCUGUAGCCCCUGCUGCCCCUGCCCCUCAUAGUAGUAACAUGGACCUGCUGGACGAUUUGUUAGGCUCGGCCACCACCUCGCCCUCCUCCUCGUCUGUUGCGGCAGUCCCCCCUUCCACCCCCAGCGUAGCUUCAUCCGAUCUUCUUGGGGGGCUUGGGGGGAGCCUGGGUGGGGCCCUCACUCCCACCCCAGCAGCCACCUCCCCUAUCAUGCCUGUCAGCACCAUGCCAGGUGAGUGGGAUGCUGAUGUUGUCUCCGUAUUUCUGACUGACCAUUGUAUCUCCUUUCUCUCUUUCAUUUUUCUUUCCUCUAAAUCUCCUUCCUUUGUCUCUGUCCCUCUUCCUGUUUAUAGUUAUCAGUCUUACUCAGUUUCAGCAGUUUUUUUCUUAUGUUAGUUUUAUGAAAUACAGGAAAAGUUGAUGUACAGUCACUUUGUAGCAAAGACUUUAAGACUUUUCACUGUUCCAACCUUGCAUGUGACAGGAGUUGUUUUAAAAGUUCCCUGUCUGUUCUUCAGGUUUCAUGAAUAUUGAAAUUACAGUAUGGUUAAUGACCCAGUUUGAUAACCUUUUGAAUAUAUUUCCUUAUUUUAUUUAUUCAUUUUAUGUAUAUAUUUUUUACUGAAUGAGCAGCAGACUUUCAUAAUUUUCAUUGAACAUCGGUAUUAUAUUUUUGUUUUUGUGAUGGUUAAUAUUGAUUUUAUUUACAAACUAGUAUCAUUUUCUUUGAGAGAACUCAGUGCCUUGAAAAAAAGUUCAAAGUAGAUUUUUAUUCCUUUGUACACACUGCCCGAGACCCCUAUACAACUGCAUGAGAAAUGUGGAGUGAGAUGAAAAAGAGAGUGAGAAAAGUAUAGGUGUCCUUAUCCUUUUAAUAAAUAGUUGUUUAUUGUUAGUAGUUUUCUCCAAUUUCUUAGAAGUUCUUUGUUAUUUCAACUCAACUGCUAUAACAAAAAUGAUUAGUA
This is a messenger RNA of Penaeus indicus, 1721 nucleotides long. RefSeq names its product mucin-2-like. The record is from RefSeq and is a predicted model, not a curated record. The coding region runs from base 1 to 1152 and encodes 383 amino acids. The transcript is spliced from 6 exons. Gene Ontology annotation, molecular function: nucleic acid binding. Lineage: Eukaryota; Metazoa; Arthropoda; Malacostraca; Decapoda; Penaeidae.